CUCCCUCUCUCCACAUUCAGACUCCAUUACUUCCACUCAGCACACUGAGGUUUUUCCAGCCGAGCUCGCCAUCCACCGGGGCCAUGUUUUGGGUUCACCGCCUGUCCCUCGGCCUCCUGCUGCUCCACCUGGCCACGGCUCACGUAGUCUUCUUGGACGGCGAGGAGGCCAAUCAGGUGCUGAAGCGGCAGAGACGAGCCAACAGCAUUUUUGAGGAGUUUAAACCAGGCAACAUGGAGAGGGAGUGUGUGGAGGAGCGCUGCAGCUGGGAGGAGGCGCGAGAGAUCUUCGAAGACGUAGAAAAAACUAAUGAAUUCUGGGCCAAAUAUGUUGAUGGCGACGCAUGUAUCUCGUUACCCUGUGCUCAUAAUGGACUUUGCAAAGACGGAAUCGGUGGCUACACCUGCUACUGCCAGACCGGGUACCAGGGCUUCAACUGUGAAAUCGUUAUUCCUGAACUGUGUGAGAACAAAAAUGGCGGCUGCCAACACUUCUGCAACGUAGUCCGAGGAAACGCACGGUGCUCCUGCGCUAACGGAUAUUUCCUGGCGUCAGAUUACAAGAGCUGCCACUCCAAUGAGACCUUCAAGUGUGGCGCCAUCAUCACCGGAAUGACCCGGACUGUUUUCAGGUACGAGCGGACAAAUGCGACGGACGGGAACGCUAACAACAACUCCACAAAGCCGAAGGAUGUGUCGGACGCAGUUCAUCAGUCAGACUCCUCACUUUCUAAGAAUAGCAACAACAGCCAGAUUCUGCCAAAAUCCAUGCUUUUAGAGGCCUUAAUCACCUCUCAAAUGGCGAGUAUGACCCGCAUCGUCGGCGGAGAGGACUGUCCACCAGGAGAAUGCCCAUGGCAGGCUCUCCUCUUGAAUGAAGACGAUCAAGGCUUCUGUGGAGGAACCAUCCUGAAUGAAUACAUCAUCCUGACCGCCGCACACUGCAUGAACCAAUCACGCUACAUCUACAUCAAGCUCGGUGAGUUCGACGUGUUGGUGGAUCACGGUAAUGAAGCUACUCACAAUGUGGAAACUAUUAUGACCCACAAUAAAUACAGACCAGACACCUACCACAACGACAUUGCACUCAUCAAACUGGCCACGCCCAUCAAGUUCACCAGGUACAUCCUGCCAGCCUGCUUACCUGAGCAAGAUUUUGCUGAAAAGGUGCUGAUGAAGCAGCAGGACGGCAUGGUCAGCGGUUUCGGCCGUCUCGGCGAGGGUCGGCAGCCGUCCACCAUCUUGCAGCGCCUCACCAUGCCCUACGUGGAUCGGCUCACCUGCAUGGAAUCCACCCAGUUGCGCAUCUCUACUCGCAUGUUCUGCGCCGGCUACGACACAAUAGCCAAGGACGCCUGCCAAGGUGACAGCGGCGGGCCGCACGUCACUCGCUACCAGAGCACCUAUUUCGUCACCGGCAUCGUGAGCUGGGGCGAAGGCUGCGCACGCAAAGGCAAAUACGGAGUCUACACCCAGGUGUCCAAGUACAUCAGCUGGAUCCAGGAAGGCAUGAAGAAGCUAAUGCCCAAAGAGAAGAGUGGCAGGAGGGUGAAGAGGCACCACGGCCCCAUCAAGAGGCUGUUUCUGUAAGACGGCGGAUUUCAUCACGGCGAAGUCCACUGAGCAGAGCCACACAUUGUUCUUCUUAUGUAAUCAUUGAUUUUAUGUUUGAGACUUCUACACAGUCACAUUUCUGCCACAGACAUUGUCAUAAUUUAACAUUUAUCACUGAUUUAAAGACAUUACUGAAAUUCUUAAAGCUGCAUUAAUGAAUUUUUCUUGCCACUUGCAGGCAGCAGAAUAGCCUGUAAAAACUACUUUAUAAAGAAGUUGUGUCUGACAUAUUAGCAACCAGCUGCCUACGUCCACACCCAGCAGACACAGAGCAACACGAUCUUCUCAUUGAGAUUGUUCAUUAUUACUUGUGGGGUUCCUCAGGGAUCAAUUCUUGGUCCUUCAUAUUUUCUACUUGGUUAAAGCUGCAAUAAUGCCUUUUUUUGUUCAAAUGAGGCAGCAGACCAAACUGUAAACAUGUUCAUCUCAUCUGAUUAAAGUCUAAUAUUGACUCUCUUUUAGCUCCGUUUUUGGUCUCCACCAUCUGAACAGUCUCUAAGUCUGUCUGCUGUUUGCUGAUGGAAACAGUUUCAGUAAUAGAAAAAAAUAUGUCAGCACAGUUUGGACCAGGAGGAACUGAAAUUAAAAUUGAACUGAAAUUAUGUAAACAAAACAAGUUUUGAUGUAUUUUUUAUUACUCACUGUCAGAAAUUUGCUUUUUAAACUGAAUUAAAAGCAAAUAAAGAAAUAUUACAACAGUC
Micropterus salmoides (largemouth bass) is the source of this 2314-nucleotide messenger RNA. RefSeq names its product coagulation factor X-like. The coding region runs from base 84 to 1589 and encodes 501 amino acids. The transcript has 9 exons. Gene Ontology annotation, cellular component: extracellular region. NCBI's taxonomy places the organism in Eukaryota, Metazoa, Chordata, Actinopteri, Centrarchiformes, Centrarchidae. The record is from RefSeq and is a predicted model, not a curated record. Gene Ontology annotation, biological process: proteolysis; blood coagulation. Gene Ontology annotation, molecular function: serine-type endopeptidase activity; calcium ion binding.